AUGCUGGGAGCGGCGAUCAGCCCGGCAGACGGUGGUGUGCACGUGGAUGCAAAAUUGAGCAUCGACGACAUGCCCGCGUCACAGGUCCUCGACUUUAGGCGGUGUAUAUGCAUUAUUGGUGCAACCUACUUCUUUGUGAUGACAACCUUUGUCGUGCCGAUCGCCUGCUUUACCACAUGUGUCCUCAUUUUAAUGCCGUUGAUGUUUAUUAAUAUGAAACUAUUCAACAAGCUGGAGAACGCGCUCUGCAAGCUUGUCAACGACCACUGGGUAACCACGGCUUAUUACUGCGGACUGGAAAUCCGCGAAUACGGGACAAACGUCGCGAAUUACGUGAACGACAAAUGCCUUUACCUUGCCAACCACCUUGGUCUCAUCGAUCAUUUUAUUGUGAUGACCGCGCUGCACACUUGUGGAAAUGUUUCUGGCAGUUGGAUGUGGGUCAUCUACAAUAUUUGGAAAUUCACCCCGCUAGGCGCCAUGUGGAUCUUGCAUGGAAAUUUCUUUGUCAACGGCGGUUUAAAUCAGCGCAUUAAACUGCUAAAGACCUUCAAGGAGCACUUGAAAAAGUACUUCGCCAGGCACAACUACAGCUGGGUCGUAAUGUACCCCGAGGGUUCGAGGUUCUACUUGAUUCGCGAGAGUGCGGCUGCUUUUGCGAAGAAAAUGGGAUUGAAACCGCUGCAACACUGUGCGUAUCCUAGGACAGGAGCUGCUCAUGCUGUUAUGGAAGUUUUGGCACCUUCGAAAGAAAAUCCAUCGGUUGCCCGAAUUGGUGAGGGCGAGCCGAUCAAGUACAUCAUUGACGCUACGCUUGGAUACCCGAAAGGCACCGUCAUGGAUUUGGCGUCGGCCAUCAUGGGGGAUUUCCCUAAUAACGACCCAUCUAUCGCCAUCCACCACGAGGUGAUCCCGGUUGAUCCGGCUUGGGCGGAUGAGGAGCGGUUGCAGGAAUUUUUAUAUGAACGCUACCAAAAGAAAAACGAACUUCUCGACGAGUUCUACCGUACCGGCCAUUUCCCGGGUGCGCGGCGCGGUGUGGUAAAUGUGAAUGGAUGGACGAUGUUGAAGGCUCAGCUGUUCUGGGCCGGCGCCUACUACCUCCACUACAUCAUCUGGAUGCGGCCCAUCUGGCAAAUGCUCAUUGCCUCGAUCUUC
Messenger RNA from Mesorhabditis spiculigera, 1158 nucleotides. The record is from the annotation of a GenBank genome assembly. Lineage: Eukaryota; Metazoa; Nematoda; Chromadorea; Rhabditida; Rhabditidae.